This is a messenger RNA of Paramormyrops kingsleyae, 4268 nucleotides long. Its product is annotated as G-protein coupled receptor family C group 5 member B-like. Gene Ontology annotation, cellular component: extracellular exosome; plasma membrane; intracellular membrane-bounded organelle. Gene Ontology annotation, biological process: G protein-coupled receptor signaling pathway. Gene Ontology annotation, molecular function: G protein-coupled receptor activity; protein kinase binding; protein kinase activator activity. The record is from RefSeq and is a predicted model, not a curated record. NCBI's taxonomy places the organism in Eukaryota, Metazoa, Chordata, Actinopteri, Osteoglossiformes, Mormyridae.
CUUGCAUUAUCCACAACAAAAGUCAGUGGUCAGAAGUGAAAUAAAAUACAUGACUGCUAAAGUGAUAGAUGAAAUAAACACAUAACCUUUAGUCCGCCAGGAAGAAUGUCAGAAUUAUCCAUUUACUUUAAUGCGCUUCCAGUUUUAAUCAUAACGCAUUGGCUGUGGCAGCAGACUACGCAGACAGCGUUACAUGUGUGCGCGAUAAUUACGCGAUUUUACUACCAAACACCGCUUGGACACAGAAAGUGACGGAUGGCGCACUGUGAUGUGGUGCGUUAGCUGUCCCCUAGCUGUAAGGAGCUGCCUGCUCGCUCCGUGCCCUGAUUGAGCCCAACAGCUGAGAGAGAUGAAGUGAGAGGGGUCCACCGUGGAAAAGGAAGGUUUGGAAGAUGUUACGUUGGAUAACUAUCGUUUUGUGUUCGACCUGAAGUGAAGCGAAGUGGGACCUGUACAGCACUAUACUGUGGGUAAAUCUGACAGUGCGACAGUCCGGCACCGUGCGAAAACAGCGACGAGACUAACAGUCACCAAAAGCAGUUUUCGGACGCAUAUUUUUAGGAUCCGAAGAUCCCUGCAGAAGGAAGGAGACAAUAGUUUUUUUGGUUUUUUUUUUUAAACUCCAGCGUCAGAAGAGCGUUAUAUGGAUCGAUCGGAGUAUUAAAUAGCUGUGCCCUACUCUCCGAUUCGUUCGGCGCUCGAGUUGGCAUGGGCUGCUGGACAUGCCCAUCGAGAGAGAAAUGCUGGGGACAGAUGAGACUCCAUUUGGGCUGUCUGUCAAUUAUUGUAUCCCCACGGACUCCAAGACCGCAACGGCUUCAGCUGGAAUAAACAGACUAUAACUGGAGCGCGUCGGGUGAAGAGAGGAAAUCCAGCUUUUUUGCGGAAGUUUUGCGUUGAAGGCAAACUUUGCCGAUCCGGACUGAUAUGUGAUUUUUCAGCAGAGGAUUAAGAGAUGCUGUUCCUCCUCCUCCUCCUCCUCUCUGCUGUGGUUCCAGGCUCCGCCCAGGAGGACCCCCCUCCCCGUGGCUGUCCGUCAGACCUGCCGCGGACUUACUGGGCCCUGUGCAGCCUGGAGGCGGUGUGGGGUGUGGUGCUGGAGGCGGCGGCGGGUGCCGGGGCACUGGGAGCACUGCUGCUGGCCAUGGUGCUGCUGUUGUACCGCCUGCGGCGCAUCGACGAGCCGGAGCAGCGCAGCAGGGUGGCGCCACUGCUCCUGCUUCUGCCGGGCGUGGCGACACUUUUUGGCCUGACCUUCGCCUUCCUCAUCGAGGAUGGCGAGCCGCUCUGCGUGGUGCGCCGCGCCCUCUGGGGGCCGCUGUUCGCCCUCUGCUUCUCCUGCCUGCUGGUCCAGGCCGUCCGGCUUUGGUGGCCGGCGCGGGGCGGGAGCCCCCGGGGCAGGGUGAGCCCGAGAGGUGCCGUGCUGUUGGGUCUGGCCGUGGCUCUGACACUGGUGCAGGGCAUCAUCACAGCUGAGUGGCUGCUGUUGACGGUGGUGCGCCUAGAUCUGCCAGCCUGCCAGUACCAGCCUCUGGACUUCGGGCUCUCCUGCACCUAUGUAGCACUGCUGCUGCUGGUAGCUCUGCUGGCCUCGGGCUGCACCCUGUGCCGGAGGGGGCGGCGGCGCCGCUGCGAAGGCGUGUGGCUCUUCCUGGUCUGUCUGACCUCGGCACUGCUGUGGGCUGCCUGGCUGAGCUUCUAUCUGUAUGGCAACGAGGCCCUGGGCCGCUCCCCCAACUGGGAUAGGCCCGUGCUGUCUGUGACGCUGGUGGCGCAGGGCUGGCUCUUACUGCUGCUCUAUGCUGUCCCAGAGGCUCACGCCUGCCUGAGUCCUUUGGCCUCGGCCUCAAUCCCGGACUAUUUUGACACCUCUCAGUCUCACCCACGCAUGAGGGACACAAGCGUCUAUGACGUGCUGCCCAUGCAGUACAUGGAGAACCAGGCCUUUGCCUUUGACGAGCACAACGCAGCUCUGAGGUCAGGCGGCAAUCCCAAUGGGCAUUUGGGCAUCCGGAGCAGCGCCCCCUUCCGUAGCAACAUCUACCAGCCCACUGAGAUGACCGUGGUGCUGAAUGGGGGCACGGACGCUCACAGCCGCUGUCCCAGCAUGAACCACUCCCAGCCAGGGACGUUCCAUGACUCAUUCUGGCAGCGCUGUCCUUUUGGAGGAUAUAGAUCCCAACUGCACCCCCCAACUACACAGGAAGGCACCUGUGGUGAGGGCAGGGCUGGAAUUCAGGUGUCCACCUCCAGGAGUUGGGGUUGGGGGGGCACAGAACCGUGGACCCAGGAGGUAGACCGUCAGCAGGGCCUGUUCCUGGAUGCCAACAAGAAACCAAUGCACUACUUUGUGUCCGAGAAAGAUUGAACUGGCAAAACCGAUGGUGGAGGAGGAGAAUCUGGAAAAGUUAACAUCUAUGUGAGGAACAAACUGCGGUCAUUCACCCAAACGUGGAGAGCAGUGGGAACAGGUUGGGUUUGACAAUGACAGUGGAUAUCCCCUCGUGUGAAGGAUGGACAUGAUGAUCUUUCACCUUUGACAGUAGAGGUGUCAAGGUGGAGACAAUGUUACAUCUUCUGAACCCACUGGGAUGAUCAGAUCCAACAUGAGGUAUCCAUGUGUUUGGGCUGGACUUUCGGAUGGGCAGUGGACUGAUGACACUGUCCAUUGUGCCAGUUUUGUCUCUGUGUGGAUCCACGUCACACUGUGUGUCACGUUCAGUCUUUUGACCUGGUGCUGGGAUUCAAGCUGCGGACAAAGGAACCACAGUAACCAUAGUUUUUUGUUGUUUUUGUAGAGCAGGUCCUGAGAAGAGUGACUGUUUUUUGCAUGAUAUGUGGAAAGAGAGUCAUUCAUGGUGGCUGCAUUGUUCUGGUGUGAUUGUGAACACGCUAAUGGCCCAAUCCAGGAGCACGAUGUUGGGGUUUUCCCAUUGGACGUAUGAGGAUGCCUGGUUCCGGUUCUGUUGCUUGGUGUGGGAUACAAAACAAGCCCAGGUGUAACCCCUGGAGUCAGGAAGUUUCAUCCUCUGUUUCUCAUUUUCUGGAUUUCACUGUCCACUUCUGAGACUUUACCAGAUCCCCGACAGUUUUGUUUCUCUUGUUGAUUGGUUGAAAGCCGAUACAGCAAAAGUUUUUCACUCUCAGCCUCAGCGAUUAAUCCAGAAGUGGCACGUCUUCUCCGGGUCAGCCGUGACAGAUGCUGCUCUUCUUGAUUUUGAAGAAACAUGUCAUUAGUUUAGCUUCAGGACUCAUUUAGGGAUUAAAAUAAAUCAGGAGAUUGAGAAUCAUGGGUCUCCCAAAACUCAACAAAGCAUAAAGACGCAGAAAGUAUCAGAUUCUCCACAUUCUCUGGUUUUGAUGUUGUAGCUGACUGGACAAACGAUAGAGGUUUUACUGUGUCUGAGAUAAUAAGAUGGAACAUUCGUCCCGCUUUUCCCCCUUAUGAGUGACUUAUGAGUGCUAAGAGUGACUGACUUUUGCUGUAACUUGCCUGUCAUCUUUAAAGGUUUAUACUGUGCUGUCUGGACAGACGACUGGACUAUUUAUACAUUUGUAAGAGAAGCCGUCGGUUCUCACAGUGAUGUUUUCCACCUUAUGACGUUUCUGCACUGGCAUCAGCCCUGGGUCCUGGGGUGACCCCGACCACCCCAGCCCCCAUGUUCGGGCUGGAAAUGCAGGCCGGAGCCCCAGAUGGGGAGAACCUCAGGCAGAGCUGGACGGGAGGGCGCACAGAGUGACCACCGACGGCUUCUAAGAUUUCGGGCCACCAACAUACUUUUGCACAUCCAAUCCCUCUCUUUAACUAACAGACCUGUAAGACGAUUUAGCUCUACAAGUGCAGAAUAAUAUUUUGUGACAGGCUAAAAAAAUAUUCAUAAGCACGAUGUAACAAAUAAAAGAAAAGUAUUUGGUGGGACAGAGGACUGAAUGUUGGGAUCAUUUUGUUUCUUUAAUGAGUGGUUUUCUUUGGUACUCUGCUACGAUCCCUGGUCACUGGGGGCACGGCUGACUCGGGUGCUCUCACUGUGGGCUUUGGAUGAGGGGCCUGGCCCACACCUUGAGUUCCACGCCUCCUGUGAGUCGCCAUGGCUGCAGACCGUACCACGGUGGCCCAGUGGUGGGGGGGGGGGGGUUCCAUGCUGACAGCACUGAGCUUCGCGCUGUUGACCUAGAGAGGAAAGCUUUGCGUUGUUGACCUAGAGAGGAAAACUUCCCACUGUUUUCACGGGAAAAAUGGUAGAAAAUAAAGUGCAAGGUUUCUUGUU